Messenger RNA from Molossus molossus (Pallas's mastiff bat), 2456 nucleotides. It is a transcript of the gene STXBP3, whose product is annotated as syntaxin binding protein 3. Lineage: Eukaryota; Metazoa; Chordata; Mammalia; Chiroptera; Molossidae. The record is from RefSeq and is a predicted model, not a curated record. Gene Ontology annotation, cellular component: secretory granule; plasma membrane. The transcript has 19 exons. Bases 45 to 1823 code for a protein of 592 amino acids. Gene Ontology annotation, molecular function: syntaxin binding. Gene Ontology annotation, biological process: intracellular protein transport; neurotransmitter secretion; vesicle-mediated transport.
UUGCCAGCGGGAGGCGGUGGCUGCUCCUCUGCAGCUUUCGGAAGAUGGCGCCGCCGGUGACGGAAAGGGGGCUGAAGAGCGUCGUGUGGCAGAAAAUAAAAGCAACAGUGUUUGAUGACUGCAAGAAAGAAGACGAAUGGAAGAUAAUGCUGUUAGAUGAAUUUACCACCAAGCUUUUGGCAUCGUGUUGCAAAAUGUCAGAUCUUCUAGCAGAGGGUAUAACUGUUGUAGAGAAUAUUUAUAAGAAUCGAGAACCUGUGAGACAAAUGAAAGCUCUUUAUUUUAUCUCUCCAACAUCAAAGUCUGUAGACUGUUUUUUACGUGAUUUCCCAAGUAAAUCGGAGAACAAAUAUAAAGCAGCAUAUGUAUACUUCACUGACUUUUGUCCUGAUAGUCUCUUUAACAAAAUUAAGGCUUCUUGUUCCAAGUCAAUAAGAAGAUGUAAAGAAAUAAAUAUUUCCUUCAUUCCACUUGAAUCUCAGGUAUAUACUCUUGAUGUACCAGAUGCAUUCUAUUACUGUUACAGUCCAGACCCCAGUAAUGCAAAUGGAAAAGAUGCCGUAAUGGAAGCAAUGGCUGAGCAGAUAGUUACCUUAUGUGCUAGCCUUGAUGAAAAUCCCGGAGUAAGGUUUAAAAGUAAACCUCUAGAUAAUGCCAGUAAGCUUGCUCAACUUGUUGAAAAAAAACUUGAAAACUACUAUAAGACAGAUGAAAAGAGCCUAAUAAAGGGUAAAACUCAUUCCCAACUCAUAAUAAUCGAUCGUGGCUUUGAUCCUGUGUCCACUGUCCUGCAUGAACUGACGUUUCAAGCAAUGGCAUAUGAUCUGCUGCCAAUUGAGAAUGAUACAUACAAAUAUAAAACAGAUGGGAAAGAAAAGGAGGCAGUCCUUGAAGAAGAUGAUGACCUCUGGGUCAGAAUUCGACAUCGGCAUAUUGCGGUAGUAUUAGAGGAAAUUCCCAAGCUUAUGAAGGAAAUUUCGUCAACAAAAAAAGCAACAGAAGGAAAGAUAUCACUUAGUGCUCUUGCCCAACUGAUGAAAAAGAUGCCGCAUUUCCGAAAACAGAUUACUAAGCAAGUUGUUCAUCUUAACUUAGCAGAAGAUUGCAUGAAUAAAUUCAAGCCUAAUAUAGAAAAGCUUUGCAAAACUGAACAGGACCUGGCACUUGGAACUGAUGCAGAAGGACAGAAGGUGAAAGAUUCCAUGAGAGUGCUCCUUCCAGUUCUACUCAACAAAAAUCAUGAUAAUUAUGAUAAAAUACGAGCAAUCCUGCUCUAUAUCUUCAGUAAUAAUGGAACUACGGAAGAAAAUUUGGACAGGUUGAUCCAGAAUGUAAAGAUAGAAAAUGAGAGUGACAUGAUUCGUAACUGGAGUUAUCUUGGUGUCCCCAUUGUCCCCCCGUCUACACAAAGCAAACCAUUAAGAAAGGAUCGGUCUGCAGAAGAAACUUUUCAGCUCUCUCGAUGGACACCUUAUAUCAAAGAUAUUUUGGAGGAUGCCAUUGAUAAUAGACUAGAUUCAAAGGAAUGGCCAUAUUGUUCCCAGUGCCCAGCAGUGUGGAAUGGCUCUGGAGCUGUAAGUGCUCGCCAGAAACCCAGAGCUAAUUAUUUGGAGGACCGAAAAAAUGGGUCCAAGCUGAUUGUUUUUGUUAUUGGAGGAAUUACAUACUCUGAAAUGCGCUGUGCUUACGAAGUUUCUCAGGCACACAAAUCCUGUGGAGUUAUCAUUGGUUCUACACAUAUUUUAACACCCAAAAAGCUUUUGGAUGACAUAAAGAUGCUGAAUAAAUCCAAGGAUAAAGUCUCCAUUAUUAAGGAUGAAUAGUAUUUGGGGGGUGGGGUGGUUCUUAUUAAUACUUUCAACUAAACUAGAUCAAGACAGUGUUGCUGUUAUGCAAUUUAAACAAUGUAAAUAUUUUAUGGAAUAAUGACUUUUAAAAUAUAUUUCUUAAAGGAUUGCUUAUGAUUAUAUAUAAUUGGAUUUGCCACUUUAAUAAUUUAAAUGUCAUUGAUAUUCUGUUGAUGAUGAGAAGAAAUAUUAAAAUGCUUUUUUUUUUUAAGGAAAUUUUUUUCACCUUUGUAACAAUAAGAGUUGUGGGUAAUUUUUCCACAGCCACCUAUGUACAUACUAAUUACUUGUUAGAUACUUACCUGUUUGUGCUAAAAUACAGUUUUUGGGAAAAGAAUGAUUUUAAAUCAGAAGGUUAUAAAAUUUAAAAUUGUACAUGUGUAUAUAUGAGAGAAUGAUUUUCUACAAAUGCAAUUUUUUUCAACUGCAAUUCAUAAUUUUUUAUGUGUAAAAUAGUUCACUCGUAAAAUUAGAAUGAUUUCAUAGUAUAUACUGUCUUGCUAGAUACUUCUAAAGAACACAGUUUUAUAUAACUUUGAAACCAUGUAUGUUUAAAUUGGAAAGCCAAAAAUAAUCAUGAACAUUCUAAGGGGAAAUAAAUAUAUAGUU